This is a messenger RNA of Mesocestoides corti, 1725 nucleotides long. The record is from the annotation of a GenBank genome assembly. Lineage: Eukaryota; Metazoa; Platyhelminthes; Cestoda; Cyclophyllidea; Mesocestoididae.
AUGAGUUUUAUUCCACCGGCUCCUUUGCCUCCACCGUUGCCUGUGCAAAAAAGGGUUUUGUUAGAAGACACUUUUUGCUAUAAGCAUUGCCGUAAUUGCAUUUUGCUUGACUGUGCAUUAAACGAUUGUCCUGUUGUUAAGUGCCCUUUGCGAUGCGGCAGCCAAAUGCACACAUGCAAGGUUGAGGAACACGUUGCUAAUGUGUGUCCUCUGUUUGAGCUGCCAUGUGUCAACUCCGAAAUCGGCUGUCCGCGAAAAAUGGAGAGGCGCAUGCGUGGCCAGCACCUGCUGUCAUGUCCUGCAAGUAUUGUUCAUUGUACAGCCGAGUGGAAUCGAAUGCCUCGCCUUCUUGGAGAAAAGCGCCCCUUUCUCUUACCACCUUCCUGUAAUUGCUGUAAUGUCAGCAGCCAGUUACUGGAAAGAACACCUUUCACUCAGCUUGCACCUAAUCACUCAUGUCUUUUACGAUAUCACACUGAAAAAUUCGAUAUUGCUUUAACCGCAAGAGACCAAGCGAUUCUCGAAAUAGGCUCAAAGGUUUCGGACAAAACCAAAGGUGCCCUAAGGAGUGAUUUGACAAAAUUGUAUCCUGCUUUGCCAAUGAAAUCACCGCUGUAUGAUGGGGUUGCAAAGGUGACUACUGAUGGCUCGAAAAUUCACAUGAUGUCGUCUCCACACACUCUUAUUCCCGCUACACCAUCGGGAUUGCCACUCUCAGACCCCUUUGACCAAAAUGACAAUUUAGGCUUUGAAUCGGAAUCCAGCGACUUUGAAAACAGUUUCAUGCUAAUCGAAUCAGAAACAGAUGAUGUAAACAACGCCACUGAUGACGAAAGUCACGCAUUGCAAUCUGCCUCCAUGACUCCAACUACUCCGGUGGACAUUGACGCGUCAAACGGCCCGGAAACGACAAUCUCUAGUCCCUCUCCAAUGCGCCUGUCUUCCUCCUGUCCCCUAACCGAGAAGAUGUCCUGGGCCAUCAGCGAUCGCAGCCUGCAGGUCGACUGUCAGAUGGAGUUUUUUCCGCGCUACGUCCAAAAGCCACCAGCCAUGUACACUUUCCUCUGCGACCAGGACAUCCCGAGGCGAGCCUACGGGCACCACACGCUGUUGCACUCUGAGGCGCUGGUUCAGGUCGACUACUGGCUGGAACAGCGCUGUCCCCUCGCCUACCUCGGCUGCCCCUUCUCUGUAGUGCGUCUUCGACCCAACACGCAAAGCGCCUACCUCGCCUACAUACCCACCGUCAACGUCUUCACCGUCCGCUACACCGACGAGCACAAUCCUCAGACCGUUCGCAGGCUCAAUAACAGCAAUUCGGAAGACUUCAGCUGUAGCAGGCUCGACCAGCUUCCACGAGAACUUCUCCAAAAGAUUAUUAACAUGCUUGACGAGGUCAGCUUGAUGAGCUUGUCGCAAGUGUCUCCACGCCUGGCCGAGGCCUGCAAAGACGUGCUUCCAACACGCGGCAUCGUGGCACCCAUUUGGCGACGCAUCAGUUGCCAGGUCACCGGCCUGGCCGGCUGGCGAAUCACAAACUUCAUCUGGACGCUUCCAACUUGUGGCGAGCGAAUCCACAGCUGGCACCUCACCUCCACGCCCGCCUCCAUCGGCGCGCAGAUGACGCGCCACUUGAACAGCGGAUGCUCCUACUACGAGGAGCUUCGUGCACAGAAGCCCUUCUGUCUCUACAAUCCCAAAGAAAAGCUGCCCUUCGCUACGUGA